Messenger RNA from Oryctolagus cuniculus (rabbit), 1018 nucleotides. Lineage: Eukaryota; Metazoa; Chordata; Mammalia; Lagomorpha; Leporidae. The record is from RefSeq and is a predicted model, not a curated record.
AUGCCGGAUUCCCCGCGGCAGACCGAGAGGCGAGCCUGGAGCUCAUUAAACUGGACAUCUCCAGGACGUUUCCGAGCCUCUGCAUCUUCCAGCAGGGCGGGCCUUACCAUGACAUGUUGCACAGUAUUUUGGGCGCUUAUACUUGUUACCGGCCGGAUGUGGGUUAUGUCCAGGGCAUGUCCUUCAUAGCGGCAGUGUUGAUCUUGAACUUGGACACUGCCGACGCCUUCAUCGCUUUUUCUAACCUGCUGAAUAAGCCCUGUCAAAUGGCGUUUUUCCGAGUGGACCACGGCCUUAUGUUGACUUAUUUUGCUGCAUUUGAGGUAUUCUUUGAAGAAAAUUUGCCGAAAUUAUUUGCUCAUUUCAAGAAAAACAACUUAACUCCAGACAUCUACCUGAUCGAUUGGAUCUUCACCCUGUACAGCAAGUCUCUGCCGCUGGACCUGGCCUGCCGCAUCUGGGACGUGUUCUGCCGGGACGGGGAGGAGUUCCUGUUCCGCACGGCGCUGGGCGUGCUCAAGCUGUUCCAGGACAUCCUGACCAAGAUGGACUUCAUCCACAUGGCCCAGUUCCUGACCCGGCUGCCCGAGGACCUGCCCGCCGAGGAGCUGUUCGCCUCCGUCGCCACCGUCCAGAUGCAGAGUCGGAACAAGAAGUGGGCUCAGGUGCUGACCGCACUGCAGAGAGACAGCCGCGAGAUGGAGAAGGGGAGCCCAGUCCCUCAGACACUGAGGCCGCCGCAGUGGAGCAGCGGGGCACCUGCGUGGAUCCCACUGGACGCCGGCGGCAGGAGGGGACAGGGGUCCUAACGCUGGAGUUGGCCUUAAAACAAAAACACAGCAGAACAGCUGGUAAAGAAUUAAAGCCAGGCGUAGCCUUAAGCAGCGCAGUGGACCAACACGCUGGCCUUGACCGUGGCCAGCCUCCGCGUCUUACACGUGGGUCGGAGACAGGGCAGUGGCCACUCCCUCUCCUUUAUUCCAGGAGGCGCUCAUUAAAUCGCGAUGCUUCGAUGUCA